Drosophila innubila is the source of this 700-nucleotide messenger RNA. It is a transcript of the gene SdhC, whose product is annotated as succinate dehydrogenase cytochrome b560 subunit, mitochondrial. NCBI's taxonomy places the organism in Eukaryota, Metazoa, Arthropoda, Insecta, Diptera, Drosophilidae. The record is from RefSeq and is a predicted model, not a curated record. The transcript is spliced from 2 exons. The coding region runs from base 79 to 594 and encodes 171 amino acids. Gene Ontology annotation, cellular component: membrane. Gene Ontology annotation, molecular function: electron transfer activity; succinate dehydrogenase activity. Gene Ontology annotation, biological process: tricarboxylic acid cycle; mitochondrial electron transport, succinate to ubiquinone.
AUAUUGAUUGUCUUGUUAUUUUUCUGCUUGUCAGUUGCUGCCACACUGUUUACAAGUCUUAAGCGAAAAAAGUUCAUAAUGUAUGCACUAUCCAGCACACUUGUGCGCUCUUCAGCGCUGCGUAAAGGCCUUCAGAUGGCUGCUGCCAACCGACAGGUGUCGUUGAAAGUCGUCUCUGUCGGCUCCACGGUUAAGGAUGAGAGCUUCUUCGAGAAGAACGACCGACUGGGCCGUGAGAUGUCCCCCCACUUGACCAUAUACAAGCCCCAGCUCACCUCCAUGCUGUCCAUCAUGCAUCGCGGCACUGGCCUUGCCCUCGGCAUGGGCGUCUGGGGCUUGGGCCUCGGCGCACUCAUCUCCUCGCACGACAUCAGCCAUUAUGUGACCAUGGUCGAGGGACUGCAGCUCAGUGGCGGCGCCUUGACCGCCAUCAAGUUCAUCAUCGCCUACCCAGUUGGCUAUCACUCCGCCAACGGUAUACGCCAUCUGCUCUGGGAUACGGGCCGUUUUCUCAAAAUCAAAGAGGUCUAUUCCACUGGUUAUGCAAUGGUUGCUGCCUCCUUUGUGAUCACUGCAAUCUUGGCGCUCUUGUAAUUGAUCCUGUCGAGCUGUCCCUGCGAAUGGUUAACUCCAGUUAAAUUCUAGUGCGAACAUGUUGACAAAUUAUUAAAUGCUUAAUACAUGUACUGUUUAUUUAUAA